AUGGCGACGGUGGCGGCCGAGGGGCCCCGGGCCCGGGGGCCUCCGGGGGAGGUGAUCCAUCUAAACGUGGGCGGAAAAAGGUUCAGCACCUCCCGCCAGACCCUCACGUGGAUCCCCGACUCCUUCUUCUCCAGCCUCCUGAGCGGCCGUAUCUCCACACUGAAGGAUGAGACCGGAGCUAUCUUCAUCGACAGAGACCCUACCGUGUUCGCCCCCAUCCUCAACUUCCUCCGCACCAAGGAGCUGGACCCCAGGGGGGUCAAGAGCUCCUUGCUGUUGCACGAGGCCCAGUUCUACGGAAUCACACCACUCGUGCGCCGGCUGCAGCUACGAGAGGAACUGGACCGUUCGCCCUGCGGGAAUGUGCUCUUCAGCGGGUACCUGCCUGCCCCAGUGUUCCCAGCGAAACGGCGGAACCGGCACAGUGUGGCAGGGCCCCAGCUAGCAGGUGGGCGACCAGCCCCGGUGCGGCGAAGCAACACGAUGCCCCCGAACCUGGGCAAUGCCGGGCUGCUGGGCCGCCUGCUGGAGGACAAGGCGCCAGGGUUCCCGGCAGGUGGACCGGGCGAGCCGGGCAUGGUGCGGCUGGUAUGCGGACAUCACAACUGGAUCGCUGUGGCCUACACCCAGUUCCUCGUCUGCUACAGGCUGAAAGAGACAUCGGGCUGGCAGCUGGUAUUCUCCAGCCCGCGGCUGGACUGGCCGAUUGAACGACUGGCACUGACGGCCCGGGUGCCAGGGGGUGCGCUGGGCGACCAUGACAAGAUGGUGGCAGCCGCGGCUGGAAAUGAGAUCCUGCUUUGGGCUCUUCAGGCCAACGGCAGUGGCAGUGAGAUCGGUGUGUUCCAGCUGGGGGUCCCGGUGGAGGCCCUGUUCUUCGUGGGGAACCAGCUCAUCGCCACCAGCCACAUGGGCUGCAUCGGCGUCUGGAACGCCGUUACCAAGCACUGGCAGGUGCAGGACGUCCAGCCCAUCACCAGCUAUGACGCCGCCGGCUCCUUCCUGCUCCUCGGUUGCGACAACGGGGCCAUCUACUACGUGGAUGUGCAGAAGUUUCCACUGCGGAUGAAGGACAAUGACCUGCUGGUGACAGAACUGUACCGUGAUCCGGGUGAAGAUGGCAUCACGGCCCUCAGUGUCUACCUCACCCCCAAGACCAGUGACAGUGGGAACUGGAUUGAGAUUGCGUACGGGACCAGCUCGGGAGGCGUGCGAGUCAUCGUGCAACACCCAGAGACCGUCGGCUCCGGGCCCCAGCUCUUCCAGACAUUCACCGUCCACCGCAGCCCUGUCACCAAGAUCAUGCUUAGCGAGAAACACCUGAUAUCUGUGUGCGCUGAUAAUAACCAUGUGCGGACGUGGUCGGUGACGCGGUUCCGGGGCAUGAUCUCCACGCAGCCUGGAUCCACGCCGCUCGCCUCCUUCAAGAUCUUGGCAUUGGAGGCGGCUGACGGGCUCGGAGGUUGCAGCGCCGGCAAUGACAUCGGGCCCUACGGGGAGCGGGAUGAUCAGCAGGUGUUUGUGCAGAAAGUGGUGCCCAACGCCAGCCAGCUCUUCGUCCGGCUUUCCUCCACUGGCCAGCGGAUCUGCGCCGUGAGCUCUGUGGACGACUCCCCAACCACGGCCUUCACCGUGCACGAGUGUGAGGGCUCCAGCCGCCUGGGCUCCCGGCCGCGCCGCUACCUGCUCACAGGCCAGGCCAACGGCAGCCUGGCCAUGUGGGACCUCACCACCGCCAUGGAGACCCUCGGACGCCAGCCAGCCGAGGGCCUGACUGAGGAGGAGCUGCUGAGGCAGCUGGAGCAGUGUGACUUGGCGUUGAGCCGCAGCCCGGCCCCCAGCCCCCUCCCCGCCUGGAGCCUCUCGCCCAGCCCGUCCCCCCGCGCCUCCCUCUGCAGCAUCCAGUCUCAGGGCAGCGACGUAUCCUGCGGGGGCCGUCGCGGAGGCCCAGCUCUACUCCCCCCGAGCCGGGACCCCCCGGCCCCCACCCCGCCUCCUGAGCGCCGGCGGCGGGGAGGCAGCUUCGUGGAACGGUGCCACGAGCUGGCCCGGGGAGCUGAGCCCCCAGACCCCCGCCGUCCCCCGACACCUGCCCCCAAGCCCUCCCCAGCCUUCAGGGCUCCCCUCUGCCCGCCGAAGCCUCAGCUCAAUGAGACUUCAUUCUGACCCCUGCCUCCUCCCUUUACCCCCCUCGCGGUGCCUUCGGCCGCUCCCCCGGCCACCUCGCUGCAGGGGGAGUGGGUCGUCAUGUCCCCCCAUCCUUCCCUGGAUUCAGGACCGGGAAUCCCUCAUCCCUUCAUGGAGCAGUUACUGUUACAGGACCCACCAUUCCAGAAGCCAAAGCCAGUCAAUAAAAAUAUUUGGCAUUCUCUG
This is a messenger RNA of Tachyglossus aculeatus (Australian echidna), 2373 nucleotides long. It is a transcript of the gene SHKBP1, whose product is annotated as SH3KBP1 binding protein 1. The record is from RefSeq and is a predicted model, not a curated record. Bases 1 to 2166 code for a protein of 721 amino acids. NCBI's taxonomy places the organism in Eukaryota, Metazoa, Chordata, Mammalia, Monotremata, Tachyglossidae. Gene Ontology annotation, biological process: protein homooligomerization. The transcript is spliced from 18 exons. Gene Ontology annotation, molecular function: protein binding.